AGUUGGGCGGAUUGGAGAUACGCGCGGAAGCAGAGAGCAGCAUCUCCAGUGUCCAGUGGUGUAUGUGUGAUUCUCCAUAAUGGGGAAUUAUAACUCCAGCAGUAGAGGAGGAACCUCUGAUCCAAAGGUAAAGAGAGCAGAGUCUCCAGCACCCAGCUGUGUGUCUCUGAAGAGUGAUGUGUCCAUGGGUCGUCUUCCUAGCUUCAACAGUGGACCUGUGCCGUCUGACCCAAAAAGAACUCAUCCUGUUCUACAUCCACACAAAGACAUGGAAGAGUCCAUACAGCAGGACUCUCACAUACCACUGGAUGAUGUCCUACACAGAGUCUUACACACACACAAAACCAGCAUGAAGAACAAGUAUGAGAGUUUAUUUGAGGGAAACAAAUCACAAGAGAAUAAAACCCUCCUGAACAGGGUUUACACACAACUCUACAUCCUAGAGGGAGAGAGUGAAGGAGUGAAUGAAGAACAUGAGGUUUUACAGAUGGAGAAAACACCCAGGAAACAGCUGGUACAAGACAUUCCAAUCUACUGCUCAGACAUCUUUAAACCUGUACAAGGUCCUGAAGGAGACAUGAAGGAAGAGAAGAUCAGAGCUGUGAUGGCUGAAGGUGUCACAGAACCAAAAGAAGAUAAAGACCCAGAAGUGCCAAAGCUCAGAACUGUUCUGACCAAAGGCAUUGCAGGCAUUGGGAAAUCUGUCUCAGUGCAGAAGUUCAUUCUGGACUGGGCAGAGGGAAAAGCCAAUCAGGAUGUAGAUUUCAUGUUUGUGCUUCCAUUCCGGGAGCUGAACCUGGUUAAAGAUAACCAGUACAGUCUGCAUAGACUCCUGUGUGACUUCCAUCCUGAGAUAAAAGACCUGGACCCAAAAAUAUAUGAUAUGUACAAAGUUGUGUUCAUCUUUGAUGGCCUGGAUGAAAGCAGAAUUCAACUGAACGUUUCCCAGUGUAAUAAAGUGUCUGACAUAAGCAUGACAUCAUCAGUGGGUGUGCUGAUGUCAAACCUCAUCAAAGGAGAGCUGCUUCCCUCUGCUCUCAUCUGGAUAACCUCCCGACCAGCAGCAGCCAAUCAAAUCCCUCCUCAGUACAUUAACCGUGUGACAGAAAUUCACGGAUUCACGGACCCACAGAAGGAGGAGUACUUCAGGAAGAGAGUCAGUGACCAAGACCAAGCUGAGAAAAUCAUCUCACACAUAAAGACAGCAAAGAGCCUCCACAUCAUGUGUCACAUACCAGCCUUCUGUUGGAUCUCAGCCACUGUGCUUCAGGAAAUACUAAAACAAACUGCUACAGAAAUCCCUAAAACUCUGACUGAGAUGUACAUACAGUUCCUGCACACUCAGAUCAAUAUGAAGAAUGAGAAGUAUGAGGGGAAAAAGAAAAGAGAUCAAAGGAACUAUCUGAAAUCCAACAGGUCGAUGAUUCUGAAACUGGCUGAACUGGCUUUCAAACAGCUGAUGAAGGGAAAUGUGAUGUUCUAUGAAGAAGACCUGAGAGAGUGUGGCAUUGAUGUCACUGAGGCCUCCGUGUACUCUGGGAUCUGCACUGAGAUCUUUAGGGAGGAAUCUGUGCUUUACCAGAGGAAGAUCUACUGCUUUGUACAUCUGAGUUUUCAGGAGUUCCUGGCUGCUCUUUAUGUGUUUCACUGUUUUAUCAGCAAUAAAAGGAGGGCACUGCAGGGUUUUAAGUUACAGUCCAGUUCCAGGUCUAAGAAAGUUUCUCUCCGUGACCUGCUGAAGAAAGCAGUGUGUAAAGCCUUAGAGAGUCAGAAUGGACACCUGGACCUUUUCCUCCGUUUCUUGCUGGGCAUCUCACUGGAGUCCAAUCAGUGUCUCCUACAAGGCCUCCUGACACACACACACAGCAGCCCAGAGAGCAUCACAUACACAGUUCAGACCAAAGACCAAAUACAAACAGAGGACCUCCCCACUGAGAGAUCCAUCAGCCUGUUCCUCUGUCUGUCUGAAAUGAAGGACCAGUCUCUCGCCAGAGAGAUUCAGGAGUAUCUACAAUCAGAGAAGCACCCAGGACAGGAGCUCUCUCCUGGACAGUGUUCAGCACUAGCCUGCAUGCUUCUGACCUCAGAGGAGGUGCUGGAUGAGUUGGACUUGGAGAAAUACAACACAUCACAGGAGGGUUACAGGAGGCUGAUCCCAGCUGCUGCAAACUGCAGAAAGGCUCUACUAGGUAACUGUAGUCUGGACACAGAUUUGUGUAAAACUCUAUGUUCCACUUUGGCAUCAUCAAAUUCCUCCCUGAGAGAACUGAGUAUCAAUAUCAGCACCCUGAAAGAUGAAGGAAUGAAGCUGCUUUCUAAUGGGCUGAAGAGUUCACACUGUAAACUGGAGACACUCAGGUGAGCACACUGUA
Electrophorus electricus (electric eel) is the source of this 2372-nucleotide messenger RNA. The record is from RefSeq and is a predicted model, not a curated record. Lineage: Eukaryota; Metazoa; Chordata; Actinopteri; Gymnotiformes; Gymnotidae.